Tachysurus vachellii is the source of this 465-nucleotide messenger RNA. RefSeq names its product ribosomal protein S21 (gene rps21). The transcript is spliced from 6 exons. Lineage: Eukaryota; Metazoa; Chordata; Actinopteri; Siluriformes; Bagridae. Gene Ontology annotation, cellular component: ribosome; cytosolic small ribosomal subunit. Gene Ontology annotation, biological process: endonucleolytic cleavage to generate mature 3'-end of SSU-rRNA from (SSU-rRNA, 5.8S rRNA, LSU-rRNA); endonucleolytic cleavage in ITS1 to separate SSU-rRNA from 5.8S rRNA and LSU-rRNA from tricistronic rRNA transcript (SSU-rRNA, 5.8S rRNA, LSU-rRNA); translation. Gene Ontology annotation, molecular function: structural constituent of ribosome. Bases 161 to 412 code for a protein of 83 amino acids. The record is from RefSeq and is a predicted model, not a curated record.
CAUGUAGUGCAGCACCACGGUCACUAGAGGGCGCUCAGGCGACUCAUGCAAACUUUCACCUUUACGUAAUUUCCUGACGCUAUCGAGUUCUUCCUUUUCCGUCAGCCACUCGUAGUCUGCGGUCUUUAAAGCCUUUUAACGGCCGUUAAAAAACUCCACCAUGCAAAACGACGCUGGAGAAUUCGUGGACCUUUACGUGCCUCGUAAAUGCUCUGCCAGCAACAGGAUUAUUGGUGCAAAGGACCAUGCUUCCAUCCAGAUCAACAUUGCUGAGGUUGACAAAGUCACCGGCAGGUUCAAUGGCCAAUUCAAGACCUACGCUAUCUGUGGUGCUAUUCGUAGAAUGGGUGAAGCCGAUGACUCUCUCCUGAGGCUGGCAAAGAAUGACUCAAUUGUGUCAAAGAACAUCUAAGUUUAAAGAAAGUACAUCUGGUGUUUCUUUGUAAAAUAAAAUGUAAACAAAAA